AUGAAGACAUUCUUUCGCUCCCAAGACUUAUGGGACAUUAUAGAAGAGAGAUUCACUAUUCCAGAAGACACUUCCACUCUUAUUGCAGCUCAGAAGAAGGAGUUGAAGGAAAACAAACAGAAGGAUUCAAGGGCUUUAUUUGCCCUUCAACAAGCAGUUGAUGACACAAUCUUUCCGAGGAUAAUAGGUGCCACAAGUGCAAAGCAAGCUUGGAACACAAUACAAGAAGAGUUUCAAGGAAGUGAUAAGAAAUUCAAGGCCCUUGUUGAGAAGCAAAGUGGAAAACAGAUAAAAGUACUUAGAAGUGAUCGUGGAAAGGAGUAUAAAUCACGCGAGUUUGACAAAUUCUGUGAAGAUGAAGGCAUAGAGAGACAACUCAUAAUUGCAUAUACUCCACAACAAAACGAUGUGUCAGAAAGAAAAAAUUGCACAGUCAUGGAGAUGGCAAGAUCAAUGCUAAAAGAGAAAGAAGAAAAAGUUGUUAAAAGCAGCACUUUAGUCCCAGUGCAACAAUAUCAAGAAGAAAUUCAAGAAGAGGCAGAAGCUUCAGGUACGCCUUCUCCACCUCCAUUAGAAGAUUCUUCACUAGAGUCCACUCCAAGACGAGUAAGAUCUUUUGUAGACAUAUACGAAACCUGCAAUAUAGCCAUGAUUGAGCCUAACUGCUAUGAGGAGGCAUCAAAGCAAGAAGUAUGGGUCAAGGCUAUGGAAGAAGAGGUUAAAAUGAUUGAGAAGAAUAACACUUGGGAGCUCGUAAACUGUCCUCAAGGAAAAGACAUCAUUGGAGUGAAAUGGGUAUAUAAAACAAAGCUCAAUCCUGAUGGAACUAUACAAAAGCACAAGGCCAAAUUGGUCGCAAAAGGAUAUUCACAAUGGUGGACCUCCAAAGGUGCAUGA
Molecule: messenger RNA, 897 nt
Organism: Vigna unguiculata (cowpea)
Lineage: Eukaryota; Viridiplantae; Streptophyta; Magnoliopsida; Fabales; Fabaceae
Source: RefSeq, a predicted model, not a curated record